Mytilus californianus (California mussel) is the source of this 549-nucleotide messenger RNA. RefSeq names its product matrix metalloproteinase-18-like. Bases 1 to 549 code for a protein of 182 amino acids. The record is from RefSeq and is a predicted model, not a curated record. Gene Ontology annotation, cellular component: extracellular matrix. Gene Ontology annotation, biological process: extracellular matrix organization; collagen catabolic process; proteolysis. The transcript has 4 exons. Gene Ontology annotation, molecular function: zinc ion binding; metalloendopeptidase activity. Lineage: Eukaryota; Metazoa; Mollusca; Bivalvia; Mytilida; Mytilidae.
AUGGAGUUGAUGAACAGACCACGGUGUGGCCUCCCAGAUCCUAAAAUACCUAUGGGAGUGGUCAAACCUUUCGUUUUAGGUCCAAAAUGGAACAAAAAGUCCCUUACAUACAGAAUAACAAGUACUACAACUGAUUUAUCCGCAGCUCCAGCCAGGUCUGAGCUUGCUAGAGCAUUCAAAUUCUGGACAGAUGUAGCAGAUAUUGAGAUUACAGAAACUUCCAGUUCUAACAGUGACAUUGUUAUAUCUUUUGAAACUGGUGAUCACAAUGAUGGUUCUCCUUUUGAUGGAGCAGGUGGAGUCUUAGCUCACGCGUUCUUCCCGACAGGUGGAGUGUGCCAUUUUGAUGAGGGUGAAACAUGGGUGAUAAACGGUACAGGCAUAGACCUUUUUACCGUUGGUGCGCAUGAAAUAGGACAUCUCUUGGGACUUGACCAUUCUAAUGAUCGGUCAGCUUUAAUGUAUCCAUUUUAUGGUGGAUAUGUAGCAGAUUAUACAAUUCCAGCAGAUGAUAAAGCUGCCAUCAUUGCUCACUAUGGUAAAGUAUAA